This is a messenger RNA of Acanthoscelides obtectus, 1419 nucleotides long. Lineage: Eukaryota; Metazoa; Arthropoda; Insecta; Coleoptera; Chrysomelidae. The record is from the annotation of a GenBank genome assembly.
AUGGAGAACAUGAUGCAGGGCAAUAAGAUCAGACGAGUUGCAGCUACUCGCAUGAAUGAGAGGUCAUCUCGAUCACACACGAUUUUCCGGAUUAUUCUGGAGUCGAAAGAUGCCAAUCAGAAAGAUGGACCUGUACAUAUAAGCUACCUUAACUUAAUGGACUUAGCUGGUUCUGAGAGAGUUUCUCUGACGAAAGCUGCUGGUGAGCGUCUUAAAGAGGGGGCUAACAUAAACAAAUCUUUGUCAGUAUUAGGAAAUGUGAUAAGGCAACUAAGCGAGGGGAAGGAGUUUAUCAGUUAUCGCGAUUCGAAAUUGACUAGACUGCUCUCACAGGCUCUUGGCGGUAAUGCCAAAUCAUUGAUUAUCGGGAAUCAGGAAUGUACAAAUUCAGAUGUAUAUGGAUCUGUAGUAAAACCUUUAGUCGAUUCCUUCAUGGAAGGUUUCAAUGCCACAAUAUUUGCAUAUGGCCAAACAUCUUCUGGCAAAACACACACCAUUUUGGGCAAUAAAACAGAUCCUGGGCUUUUCCAAUUAGUAUCCAAUCAGUUAUUCCAGCAUGUGGCAGACCAGGUUGAUAAGAGGUACUUGAUUAGAUGCAGUUAUAUUGAAAUCUACAAUGAAAAGAUCAAUGACCUCCUGGAUAAGAGCAAUCAGGGUUUAACUAUAAGAGAAGAUAUCAAAGGAAAUGUGCUGCUUGAUGCAAGGGAAGCUGUCGUAGACAAUGUUGAUAAAGUUAUGGAGAACAUGAUGCAGGGCAAUAAGAUCAGACGAGUUGCAGCUACUCGCAUGAAUGAGAGGUCAUCUCGAUCACACACGAUUUUCCGGAUUAUUCUGGAGUCGAAAGAUGCCAAUCAGAAAGAUGGACCUGUACAUAUAAGCUACCUUAACUUAAUGGACUUAGCUGGUUCUGAGAGAGUUUCUCUGACGAAAGCUGCUGGUGAGCGUCUUAAAGAGGGGGCUAACAUAAACAAAUCUUUGUCAGUAUUAGGAAAUGUGAUAAGGCAACUAAGCGAGGGGAAGGAGUUUAUCAGUUAUCGCGAUUCGAAAUUGACUAGACUGCUCUCACAGGCUCUUGGCGGUAAUGCCAAAUCAUUGAUUAUCGGGAAUGAAUGUACAAAUUCAGAUGUAUAUGGAUCUGUAGUAAAACCUUUAGUCGAUUCCUUCACUGGAGGUUUCAAUGCCACAAUAUUUGCAUAUGGCCAAACAUCUUCUGGCAAAACACACACCAUUUUGGGCAAUAAAACAGAUCCUGGGCUUUUUCCAAUUAGUAUCCAAUCACAUGUGGCAGACCAGGUUGAUAAGAGGUACUUGAUUAGAUGCAGUUAUAUUGAAAUCUACAAUGAAAAGAUCAAUGACCUCCUGGAUAAGAGCAAUCAGGGUUUAACUAUGAGAAGAUAUCAAAGGAAAUGUGCUGCUUGA